AUGACAAGUCAUAAAGCACGAGUGGCAGUCCUGCUCGACCAACUCGCGGCAGCACAUAUUGACCUUGUGGAGUGGGAGCAACCGCUCCACCGCCGACUAGGUGUUCCUCUUGCGACAGAUGGAGUAAACAAUCCCUUUUCCUUGAGCGCUGUUGCUUUCUCUAACAUGUACAAGAGUCUGUUUUUCUUAGUCCCCGACCAACAUUUACAUCAUGCUUGCCAGAUUGCGGCUUCCUUGGGGUACUAUCCAGAAAGUACCGAGUCCCUGAGGGUCGCCUACGCGUCCGAAUUCCCAGGCUUAGGUGUGCGAUACAAUAUUGAUGACGCAACAAAAAAGAGUCUAGGCCAUGACUGCUUCCGGAGGCUUGUUCUUUUACCCCUGUCCUGGUCGGGGCUGAACUUCCACGAGCUCGAACCAGCAGAGUUACGGUACUCAGGCAAGCCAGACCACAACUAUAACAUCUGGACAGUACCUCUUGCGGCAGCUUGCACUGCCAUUGUGCGUCUUAUUUGCGCUGAAGGACGAACAAGCUCUUUACGCCGACGACUUAAGGCAGAUUUGGCCAAUCUUCUUGGGUACAACUUUUAUGAUACAAGCUAUGAGGGAGACUACGAGGAGAUCAUAGGAAAUGAGGUGCCGUUGUCAGAAUCCGAACUUUUGGAGAUUGAGAAUGCAGUCACGGAGAUCAAGUCUUGGGAAAUGAGAGAUGGUGAGGAAUGGAUAAGGGAGAAUCUCAUCAAGCUUGUUUCUGGUACCAUGACCGAAGACCAAUUACCCUGGAAAGAUCACUGA
Molecule: messenger RNA, 792 nt
Organism: Trichoderma virens Gv29-8
Lineage: Eukaryota; Fungi; Ascomycota; Sordariomycetes; Hypocreales; Hypocreaceae
Exons: 1
Coding region: 1-792 (263 amino acids)
Source: RefSeq, a predicted model, not a curated record